Messenger RNA from Lolium perenne, 1560 nucleotides. The record is from RefSeq and is a predicted model, not a curated record. Lineage: Eukaryota; Viridiplantae; Streptophyta; Magnoliopsida; Poales; Poaceae.
UAGGACGCGAUUCGAUUGGAAAGGAAAAAACAGAACGGGUCGCCCGCCCCAAACGCGUGUCCCCAACCUCCACUCUCUGCCUCUCCCGAUGGAAUCCACCGCCGCCUCCCCUCCUCCCAACCAGCAGCCAGGCUCCCGCCGCCCCCAUGCUGCCGGCGACCACCUCCCACGCGCGCCGCCGGCGACCACCUCCCACGCGCGCCGCCGGCAACCACCUCCCCUGUGCCGCCGGCGACCACCUCGCUCGCGCCGCCGGCUACCUGCUCCGCGCGGCGCCGCCCCCAUCCCCGCGAUGCUCCCGGCGGCGGCCAGGCUCCCGCUGCCCCCGCGCCGCCGGUGACCACCUCCUACAAGCGCCGUGGAGAACUGCCUCCCACGCGCACUGCUGGCAACCACCUCACCCGCGCCAUACAAUCCCGGCCGAUCCAAGCUCCUACCGGUCGCAGCCGCCCUCCGUCCGCCGGAGAUCAAGCUCCCCCACGUAUCCAUGGUCUCCGCCGCGACCCCCUCCCGUGCGUCUCCCGGUCAACACAUCUCCACCCGCCACAGACCACCGCGGCCUCCUAGGUUCUACCGUCGGCGAUGAGCAGCUCGCUCAUCCCCUGUCCUCCGCGAGGCGCCGGUCUGCCCUCCCCCAUUUCCCCGAUGUGCCGCUCUCCCUCCUGCCCAGCUGCCACCGGCGCCCUGGAUUUUUUUUUGGGAGGUCAGAUGUUUCAGUUCAGCGAAGCACAAUCUUCGAUUCGCGACAGUACAAGGCAGUGGCAUGAGUGCAGUACACAUACUUGAAGAUCUGCAACGCAACUUUGGUUUUGGAUGAUUCGAGCUGAAAUAUGCGUCUGCAUUUACGAGGACGAGCGAUGGUAAUGCCAUCGGAAAUGGUGUGGUGAAGGUCUUCGACGCCGCCGACUGUUCGGAGCUUGCAGUGCAGCAUCGUCUGCGACUCCGCUGUGCAACAGCUUCUCCAAUUGAGGGGAUUUGGGAUUUUUCCAUCUUUGUUUUCAGAUGUGAGCAAUACAAAAUAGUCUAACAGGGCAGUUCACCUAGCAUGAGAGAUGUAAAACUGAUUCUGAGAUUACACUUGUUUUCUCCCGGCAGUUCAUACAAACUUGGAACAGGGGGAGAGCAACAUGGAUGACACUGACGAGGCAGUAAGGAGGCAUUACACGUAUCAAACAAUUCUUCAUUCAGUGUGGUGCAGAAUUAGAAUACAAUAAUACCGGUGCAAGCAAAGAAAAAUGAAUUAAUCAAUUGGCUGGAGCAGCUAGCUUUUAAUGUGUAGUUUUAAUGAUGUGCUGCCACAAACAUAGUCACUAUGCGCAUGUGUGCCAUUCUUGUGAAUUUACAGGUUAUUUGUCAGGUAGUUACGCACAAGUAAGAUUGCUAUUUUAACCAAUAAUUUACAGGAAGUGCAAGGUAUUGAUCCCGGCCAGUACACUUCGGUUCUAAAAAAAAUUACAGUCAUUCCGAAGCUGCAAACUCAUUGUGACAAGCCAGCAUUGUUCAGUGAUACUAUGAAAAAAGAGCAGGAGGAUCCACUAUUGUUCUCGGGCAUCAUUUCUA